Pseudomassariella vexata is the source of this 8599-nucleotide messenger RNA. RefSeq lists its product as uncharacterized. Bases 175 to 8454 code for a protein of 2759 amino acids. The record is from RefSeq and is a predicted model, not a curated record. Lineage: Eukaryota; Fungi; Ascomycota; Sordariomycetes; Amphisphaeriales; Pseudomassariaceae. The transcript has 4 exons.
GUUUACUGCGGCCUGGCCGGUUAAUCGCUGCAUUUUCGUGACAAGCGUACGACUACAGAACAGGUAGCUCGAUAAGCACAGCCUUUGCCGCCAACCACUCCGGAUUGAGUCGACCAAAAUCUUUACCAUAUUUACAUUGGCUCCAAGCAUGUCGCAAUAGAGCACCCUCACGCAAUGGCGGAUGGUACCUACCAAAAUAUCUAUCGGGGAGGCUCUCCCAUGACCCCAAGCACACCGAGCAGUGCAUACCAGCCCAACAUCAACAGGACCAAGACGAGGAAAUGGGUCGAAGCAAAGGUGCAGAGCUACGAUGGAGAUGACUGGGGAAACGAGUACGAUGAUGACAAACCUAACGACCCCGACGAACCGCCUCCACCGCCGUUAAAUAAUACCCGUCCAUACCAACCGGGUCAAAACGUGAACUCGGCCAGCGCGCGAACCUUCUCUCAACCGGCUGCUUCAACGGCCCGCGGCAGAAUCGAAUCGACUGACUCACGAAGUCCAAGUGGCCCGCCGGCUUUACAUCUCCAAACCCAACAGUCCACGCCUGUGCAUGCGCCCGCACAAACGACCGCGUUUGCGACUAUCACCAAGUUUGGAACCGUAGAGGCAGAGUCAGCUACUGUUUCCGACCCUUCGUCAUUGGGGAGCGCUUCUGAGCGCGGCGCGCCUGAACAACUCGUGUCGUGGCAGUCAGCAGAUAUGCGCCCAUUUGCGCCGCCAGAGGCAAUUCCUUUGGUUCAACCAGAAUAUCAACCACAAAGCGCCGGCGCGGGGUCGUCACGAUUCCCCCCUCGUAAAAGCAGCAUGAGCCAGCAAGAUCAGCCCGGUUCCAGAUCUGGGUCUCGCCCGGGCUCCAGCUCAAGCACUCGCCCUUGGAUGGGGCAGAGGUCUAACUCACCGGGCCAGUCUGCCGCUUCUGGGGCGGUGGCAAAAUCACCACACUUCAUCCGGCCAGCUGACAUCUACCGGCGAAUGGACGAAGAAAGGGAGAAGGAGCGUCGGUCCAUGGAGUCAAGCCGGGCGAGUAUGGACAGCAUGCCUGGAGCGGACCGUGAUAACAACCUUAGAUCACCAAUUGAACAGCGACGUCGCCCGAGUUUGGACAAAGAUGAUGGCUCAGACACAGCUCGUAGCUUGAAACCCACGCUACCUCCAGUGGCGGAGAGACACAGCGAAUACGGUGUUGAGCGUUUGAUAGACGAGUCGCAAACUAGAAACCUGGAGACGGCAUCAAGACCUGCAGGAGGUGCAAUGCAAACGACGGCCACUACAGUGCCCGGCAAGUAUGACGGACGAUCCGCUUCCACGAGCCUGAAAUUACCUGACGUGGCUCGCAUGUCUGGCUUUGGUGAUGAUUUCUUCUCUUCAUCUGGCCUUGUGAACGACGCUCAAAAUAUCCAAGGGCUAGCAACCGAAUUGGAAACGCAGUCUCAUUACUACGUCGAACCACAAGACUCGGGUGCAGUUUUUCGAGGCCCAUCGGCAACUCCCUUGGCUCGAGGUACGGAGGCUACGGUUCAAACUUCUGGAGGGGCCCUGACACAGCCCACAGAGCCAUUACGGUGUCCAGUGCAACCUGAAACUUGUUCACACGACAGCGCGACGGAUGCCUUUUCCACGUCGGCUACGUCUGGUGCGCGAUCUUCAUCUUCGCCUAAACAUCAACAGGUCCAGCAUGAAAGAAACAGACCUUCUAUACCCGGUGGUUGGGUGUCAGAGACCACUAAAAUUGGAUCAGAGGCUCCCACUCCGAUGGAAAGAUCAGAAAUAAAAUCAAUGGUGUUGUCUCCGGUGCAUGACACCGAGGUGUCUCCCGUUACCGACACUGAUGGUGGUUCUUACGACAUGGAGCCCACGACGACAGUGAAACAUGCUCAAUCAUUGGAUAUUGGCCACGAGAUCAUCUCAAAGGUUCAGGCUAAGCAUGAGGCCUGCUCAGAAGGUUUUGGAGAGGCUGCAGGCAAGCAUGACCAAGAUAUUGCCGACGAAGUUACUUCAGGCGAGCCAGGACAACAUCCCACACAUUACAACCUGCCAACUCUACAAACGGAAACCACGUUGGCGGUAGCUGGCCAGCCGUCGACAAGGGAAGGUGCUGCACCUAGCACGAGUGAAGUGAGAUCGCCACCUGUCUCGUACGAAGACUCACCUACAAUCUACUCUGCGAAAACUCGCACUCCCACCGCAUCAGACUUCACGCCAACUGCACCUUUACAGCCUCGGCGAAGCGAGACUGGUGCCUCUGAAUUCACAGCGCCUGGAAUCAUCCCGCGCAACCCAACCAUGAGCUCUAUCGACACAGCCUCUCCAGCUAACGAGAGUGACCGAUUGCGAGAGGACAUCAUGAAAUCCCUUAGCCCAGUGGAUGGUCCCGAUAUGGUCAGUGCCGGCAGCCUUCUUGGCCUUGCCAGCAACAAAUCCGGUCCAAAUGAAAUGACUAGAGAGAGUCGAUAUCUUUCAGGUGUCUAUGACGACUACUUGGGACCUACCGAGGAGAAAUCGCUCCGAGAGACGAGCCAAGCGCGCAAGGACGAACCUCAGAAGGCCAACCAUCAAAUUUCAGGCUCCGCUCCCAGCCAACAUAACACAGGGGAGCAAACUUCCGAUUUUGUAAUUGCUCCAUCACAACUGGAAAAGGGCCCAGAACCAGCGUCAACCAACCGUCCUAGACGGUUUUCAUGGGAGCAAGGGCCCGAGGACGUUUCCUUGAGCCCUGUCGAUGAACCUAAGGGUUCUUUCUUUGGAUCUCAACCUCCCAGAGCUGACGCGAAAUCUCCCGUCUCCAUGGCGUCAGCUGUUGAUAGCCGACCAGGUCAGACCACAGGCCCAGAACUUUAUGUCGAGCCAGAUGGUGCCGGAACCAUGUCCCACCAGGUAUCGCAGGUUAGUAGCCGCGCAACUGAAGGUUUGGGCACUACGGGCUUUGAACCGCCAUCGCCAAUCUCGGUCAUGUCAGCGGAGAAAAGCCCCAAGCUUGCCAACCAAGCCCUCGAAAACGGGGGUCGUCGGCUGUCUGUCGCUGAUGAGAAGGCACUUAUUCAAGCGUCGUCACAAUCCGUGUCCCCUAGCCCACCCCAAAACGAGCUCUUAGCGUUCUCGAAUUCGCCAGGGGAAUUAUCGCCGGAGACACCGACGCCGACUGCGAUGCCAGCGGCUAGCGCCUCCCAACAAGCCAAGGUCAUGAGUUGGAAAGACAUUCUCAGCAUUCCCUCGCCUGAGCUGCGAAUUGAGAGGUUUGAAGACGCUAGGGUGCAGUUCGCCUCUAUGGAUUCGGGCCUAGUCAAUUGGAUACUGCACAUGAAGAGCCAACCAGAACAUGCGGACGCACCCGUCACUCCGGGCUUCCAGGAACCGGGCAUAGCGUCCCACAUGCAGGCUCAGCCGUCGCCAACCGGGGGGCAAUCAUCGACACAGCAGCCGUAUUAUCAACAGUAUCUCAAUGCAAGCAACCCCAACAUUGCUGCACCUCCACCACCAGCACGAGCGUCCACCGGAAACCUGAACCAGGGGCAGGCUUCGUCAAGUGGAUUUGGUGGUGGAACUAAGAGCAAGGAGUUACUUCACGCGGCGGGCAUGUUUGGAAACAAGGCAACCAAGUCGGGGAUGAAGUUGUUCGCCAAGGGCAAAAGCAAGCUCCGGUCAACGGGUGAUAAGGAACAGCCCGGCAGGGCGGCGUCCCCACCACGUGCGUCACAGGCCGCAAAUUUGAAGACCCGAAAUGGUUUGGAGCAUUUGAGAAAUGAGCGGCGCUCGAGAUGGGGCACAAUAGUUAGUGCCUUUAGAGGUCCACAAUGCCGACCAGGCCAUUCGUCGUCGCUGUCGCUAGGCGGCCGCGGUCACCCUUCAUCAGUACCCUGGCUUUCAAUUCGCAGCAGAGCUCACCCUAAGCAAGCUGAACAUAACGCGUCACACAAAUCCAAGUCCGAAACCAAUUCCACCGCCAACCUUCCCCAGCUUCCCCAUCCAUCCGCCAUUUCACCCUUUGAGCACGAUCACUCAUCGCCUUGGCUGCCGCCGCGAGCCCCGCGGCUACCUGAGAACAGUAAUAAUUAUACUUAUAAUCGUAGUCACACUGGCAACGUACUUUCUGCUCUUCGUUAUCCACUGCAGCCUGAAUUGGUGUCGCCCAUCUCCGAGACAACCACCACUUCCUCACCUCCCGCUCCCACCCAUCGCCCACCCAACCGCGACCUAGAGCCACAUCAUCGUCAAUCGGCGGCGGAUUCGCAAUUGCAGAUUUCCGCACCCAUCGGCAAGCGCCAGCCCACUGGGGACCGCUUCACCUGGACUCCACUGGUCGAGGAAGAAGGUUUCGAUUUUGACCCGCCUGUCACGGUGCACCGGCCGGCACCUUUACCUCUACGCUCUGCAGCCACGUCGCCCACGGCGCAUCAUGUGCCCCGUUUGACUACCGACUACAGAUCGGACGGCUGGGUCGAAGUUAUAGCCCCGAAACCUAUAGCACCACCCAACCCUACGCCUGCAUUCCCCGAGCCGCACUCGCAGAUGCUGGCCCAUAUGGCACCUGAGGGGCCAAAUGUGCCCAUGGCCGAACAGUACAUGCAGCAGCAUGAGGAGGAGGAUUCUUCAGUGCCAGCCCGACAACCUUCGUUUAUCGGUUUACCGCCUAUUCGGCGUACCUCGACGUUUGCUCUGAGUGGACGGGAAACGGGUCAAGGCGACGACUACAACCUGAUGCCGUCGCCUGUGGUGUCUUCUGAGGACGAAGCACCGCCCAUGCCUUCCAUGCCAGCGGAAUACCGAGGCGCAAAUACAAACGGGCGCCAAUUAACUGGUCCGACUCCGAUGGACGCUGUUCAAUCGCCUCAAGAGUCUGCACAGCCCUCAUCCCAGAGUAUUGGGCACCUCCAGCAGACCAACGGGAACAAUGGGUAUGGGCCGCCAAUGCAGCCAGCACCUAAUGGCUUCAUGAAUGGGUACUCUCACGGAACCGCACAGGCACCAGAACAGUCGGGGCAGACGGGACAUCAAACGACGGGCCGCAGUGGGCCCGCUCCGGGUGGUCCACAAUCUCCAUACAAUCAACCGCACGGCCAUACCGGCUCGCCACCAAUGCAGGGGCAGCAGUUUAAUGCAUCUGAAACGAGAGAACAGCCCGGCAUGGACUCGCCUCAAGCGGCCGGGAAUCCUAUCCAUCGGUUCCCUCCGCAAGGGCAAUGGAAGCUGAAAGAGUCGCAUCUAUCGGAGCCACUCGCCGCCUCGAGAAACCGCUCCUCGACCGGCAGCCCACCCGCUCAGCAGCCUGUUUACUAUGCUUACGACAAAGAAACCGAAGUUCAGUCUCCGGUAUCCGCUGGGUCAUCCUCCCAACCCUCAAACCUACCCCUACCCUUACCACGCCAAAUGAAGAAUAACAAAAGCACACCCCCCGUAUCUGCCGAGCGUUUCCCCAGUCCCUUCCCAGCUGAGGCGGCCAAUCAGCCCCGCAUCCCCCAGGAAGACCAAAUACAGCCAGAGGUGUCACGACAGGAUAGUAUGGGUAGUUCCAAGACAUCGUCACAUGAAAUCGACAACAAGAACGAGCGUCACAACUCGGGCCUAUUCAAAGAGACUGGGGGGAGACUCAGUAUGCAGCGUAGCAGAGACUCUAUAUCGGACAAACCAGGAGUGGUUCAUUCCGACGAUGUGUCCGACACGAGCGUCGCCGCAGAAGAUCUGCAUGAGACGAGGAAGCGUGGAUUUUCGUUUGGGCUGGAGAACGCACUAGGAAACAGCGGUGCCCGACAAGACCGCGAUUCGUUUGACCUACCCGCAAAGCCAGCCGGGGCACCGCAAUUCGGCCAACCGGAGAAAAAGAAGUCUUUCUUUGGCGCGGGAGUUCUCUCAAAGCAGAAGUCUAAUAUUGCCUUGGGCCAGUCUGAGACGUCCGGUAUGGUCAAUGAACCAAAUAAUUCGAGCCAGAGCACCUUUGCUGGUUCCGCGCCGGCGCCUAUGAAAAAGCGACUUUCUGAGCUAAAGGGUUUGUUCAAGGGCAGUAGUACCAAGGAUGACCACCAACCAGUGAAAACUAUCACUCAGCAACCCACGCAGCUUCUUCAACAACCAAUAGCGCCAGGAAGCGUGCAGGGGGGGCAGCCAAUGCAGGGCGCUUCUCGUCCCGGACCUCAUGAUUACCCGGCGCAAGGUGGAGGCCAACUUCAGCUGAAGAUGACCUCGCGCGCGGGAACGCAUCCUGGACAGCCCGUGUUCCAAGAACAAGGUCCGCCUAAGCCGAACAUGACGGGACCUAGGUUUGGAACAAAUCCCGGAUUUCUGGGACAAUCAGGCCCGCCACACGCACACAUGAUGGGUCCCCCUUCUGCUGGACAAGCUGUUUAUCCGGGACAAACUCAACCCCAACCUACCGGUAUCCUUCGUCUAGGACAGUCGGGACAGCCACCAUACCAAGGACACCCUGGGCAAUUGGGGCCUCACGUCACACGUCAACGAAGUGAAACUCAGGGCUCUGGACAACCGUCCUUGAUAGGGGCAUCUAGCAUUGCAGAAUCCCAGAAGGCCGGAGAAGGCCGGAAAUCUGGCGGCGGUGGUUUUCUGAGCGGAUUAUUCGGCAAGAGACCCGAGUCACAGGCCAAAGAGUCUCAACCUCAACCUCAACCUCAAUAUAGCCAGCAAAUGUUGCCACGAGGCCAGUUUCCUAUGCAACCGGGGCAGCAAUUCCAUCCAGGACCUGGCCAGCCGACGCAAAACUUUGCGCCGCGGAUAAUGUAUGGAUUUCCAAACGGACAUGUGCCUCCAGGCCAAGGUCCCAUGAUGGCGGGCUCGCAAGUCUCUCAAGGCCAAAUACAGCAAUUUCCGCCAGCACAACAGCCUGGGCAGCCCGGACAGCUCGGACCGCCUGGACAAGGAGCUCAAGGAGGCAUGGUGGCAAUUAGACGCCCCUCGCAGACCAAUGUUCCAAUGCAUCUGCAACCUCAGGCUUCUCCUAAUGAGCGACCCAUAAUGCCAUCUCAGCAAGGUUCCCAAACAACCAUGCGACCGGACGAGCAUGAACUCCGACACCCUCUAAGCUCUAAUCCAGUAAACUCUCAGGCAACGCCGGCAGUGGCAGCAGCACCAGCCACAUCUCCCCAUCUGUCGCAGAACUCGUCCCAAGAAAGAUUGAGCAUAGCAGGGUCAUCAAUUGGUCCGCGUGUGUCUCCCAGCCGGAAACCAGUGGGUUCUGGUUCUGCUAGACAAGCAUCGAUCUCGUUGGCUAUGGUAUCAAGUGCACCGGCUGCUGGCCCCAAGAAUAAAUAUCAAUUGUCCGAAGAAGCAGGACGAAAAGCUGAACCAGAUGGAAAUGAGCAACAGCUAUCGACGCAAGCGCCGCCCAUCCGGACAAGUUCUCAGUUGGGUUCACCUGAUAACGUCAACAAUGGCCACAUGCGCCAGCCUUCACUACCAACUCCGUCGCCAUCGCCAGCACCCCAUGGCUCUUCCCCAAGGCCAGAAUUACAACGACUUUCUCCUUUAUCACCCCAUCAGCAAUCACUACAUCCCCUUGGAACACAGAUAAGCCCGCUGCCGCCUGCCGCAGGCGGCUUUGGCCUAACUGAUCGCCAGCUAGCAGGCCAAGCAAUAGGCCCUGCUCAGGGGCCUUUGCAAGUUGGUCAGCAAACGCCAGGCGGUCCUGGUCAGCCAGAAAUGGCACCAGGACAGUUACUGCAAUCGGGUCCGAACGCCCAACAACCUUGGCCUGUCCCAACAGAUACAAACAUGUCUGGACCACAGGGUCAAGAACAGACAUCCGUACAAUGGCGACCGCAGCCAGCCUCGUUACAUGAGCAAAAGAGUUCGGUAUCCAGAUUCUUUGGCGGUGGCAAGAGGCGAGAGUCGAGCUCCCCGCAGCCUUCUAAUUCCAAUCCAUCGGCACCUCCCAAAGAAAGCACUUCGUCCAAACUACUGGGUGCCUUCAAACGGAGCUCCAAACAACCUGAUGCUAACCGACCACAGCGCCGAACGUCAUCAGGUCAACAGCUGCCUCCACACUUAAUUCAAGACCGUGGCCAGAUGCCUUCCCACAUGACACAGAAUGGGCGUGGAAUGAUACCCGGCCAGCCAAUGCCCCAAGGUCCAUUGGGUUCGUUUGGUCCUAGUCCUGCACCUGGGCAUCCGCAAGGCCCGCAAAUAGGUCUUGGUGUACCGCCAUCCCAGAUGCAAAACGGACGCGGUAUGCCUCCUAUGAUGCAGGGGACAAAUAGUCCCGAGCCUCAAUACGAUCAAGUGCCUAUUCCGAUGUGUUAUCAGCCCGUUCGCGGUUAUGGGGGUCCUUCAGAUAUCAGUGCUUCGCCGUAUGGGCAGCAGCAAUACCAGCCAACAACGCAGCUAUCAGGAAGCCCACCUCAGCAGUGGGAUCCUCGUAUAAUGCCACCUCAACAGGCUACACCUCCUAACGGACAGUGGCAAAUGCUGCCUCAGCGAGCAACCCCAGCUUCAUCAGCAAAUUCAUAAUCUGGCAACACCACCACCACCACCACAACAACAACAACAGCCAGUUGUUCAGUCUGCAGUUCAGAGCCUGGUGCCACAACAAGACAAGAUUGUUCAGCCUCCAGCGACUCAAAACUUUUCUGUACAAGCGCAUACUGAAGCUCAA